AGCUCACAAUGGGAAGACACAUAGAUGUCUAUGUGCCACACAUGGUAACUACAGUCCUGGAACAAAAGGGGGGCCAUUGGCUCUCUCCAAGCCGGAUGAUGAAGUUUCAGGUAACCCUGACUGAGCAGGAUGACAUUGCACUAAAAACAACUAACCUCUUGAAUCCAGCUCUAUUUCUAGGUGCCACAGCUGAGGAAGGUCCAUUAGAGCAUGACUGUCUAGAAGUCAUCGAGCACACUUAUUCAGCAAGAACAGAUCUGAAGGAUGUCCCCCUGGAGCAACCAGAGUGGGAACUCUUUACAGAUGGAAGCAGCUUCAUGGAGCACGGAGCCAGAUACGCGGGAUAUGCGGUAACUACAACUGAUGUAGUAAUAGAGGCAAAAUCACUACCACCUAACACGUCUGCACAAAGGGCAGAACUAAUCGCAUUAACCAGAGCACUCGAGCUGAGUGAAGGGAAGACAGUGAAUAUUUGGACUGACUCCAAAUAUGCCUUCGGAGUAGUGCAUGUACACGGAGCUUUAUGGAAAGAAAGAGGACUGCUGUCCUCCCAAGGGACAAAUAUUAAACAUCAAGAUGCAGUCCUACAAUUGAUAGAUGCAGUACAAAAACCUGAACAAGUAGCAAUCAUGCACUGCAAGGCAAGACAUCAAUCAGGCAACUCCAAAAUUUGUGAAGGAAAUCGAAAAGCAGAUUGGGCAGCCCGUCAGGUAGCGCGAGAGGUGCAGAAAACAAUGGCGUUGAUACCAUCAAGACUUAAUAUCUCUCAAUUUAAUUUGCCUCCGAAGCCAAACUAUACAAUCGAAGAUGACAGACUAGCACAACUGCUGAAGGCACAGAAGCACGCAGAAGGGUGGUAUGUAACCGCACAAGGGCAAAUAGUGGUACCUCCUUUGGUAAUGAGAGAAAUUUUACAGGUAAAACAUAAUGAGUGUCACUGGGGUGCAGAGGCGUUGGUAAAGUGGUUAAGACAAUACCUAAUCUCAGUACAGAUGCAAACAAUGGCCAAGUCAGUAAUGUCUAAAUGUGAAAUCUGUCUGAAAAACAAUCCCGUAGCUAGACGACAGGCACAGUUAGGCAGAAUUCGGAUAGGAAUAGAACCAGGAGACUAUUGGCAAGUGGAUUUUGCAGAACUGCCAAAAACUCGGGGAUACAAAUACCUGUUAGUAGGGGUUGACACGUUUUCUGGAUGGCCAGAAGCCCUUCCCUGUCGCACAAACCAAGCAAAGGAAACAGUUAAGUGGUUAUUACAGGAGAUCAUUCCCAGGUUUGGGGUGCCCCUAGGGAUAUCAUCAGACAGAGGCCCACACUUCAUAGCCACGGUGGUACAAGGGGUAAGCAAGUUAUUGGGAAUAUCUUGGGACCUCCACACACCAUGGAGACCCCAGUCAAGUGGGCAAGUAGAAAGAAUGAACCAGACACUGAAGAGGCAGAUCAGUAAAAUAUGCCAGGAAGCCAAACUGCAGUGGCCACAGGCUUUGCCGAUAGCAUUGCUGAGGAUUCGGAUAAAGCCUAGGAGUGGGAUGUCAGUUAGUCCUUAUGAAAUAUUGUAUGGGAAACCAUAUGAAUCUCCUAACCCCAAUCCAAAUGUUCAUGUCACAGGGAAACAAGAUGUGUAUAAUUAUGUUCUGUCCCUCGGGAAAACUCUAGCUCGGCUUCGAAGUGUUCUCGUGUGGAACAGACCACUGGCCCUGGAGAAUCCAGUCCACAAUAUUGAACCAGGAGAUGAGGUAUACAUCAAAACCUGGAACGAAGAACCACUAAAAGAGAAGUGGACUGGUCCCCAUCAGGUACUGCUAACCACCUUUACAGCAGUCAAAGUGGCUGGAGUGGAACCCUGGAUACACUACACGCGUGUGAAGAAGGUCCCUCGUGGAGUCCAGUCGUGGGCUGUAGAAACUUUUGGACCAACAAAGCUGAGGCUGAAACGUCUGUAACUGUUCAAAUGGUAUUGUUUACAGAAUCCUGAAGAGAGAGAUACAGAAAAAGGCAUCUUGGAACAGGACCAUAAUGAAGGCAUUGGCACGGAACCCAGCACCUUCAAUCUGCAACAACAUCCCGGACAAAGAUGACAACAGAGGAUUUGAAGAUGAACAUCCAGUAUGAACUCUGAAGCCUAAUGGACUGUAUUAAGUGAAAGCAUUUACACUUAGUAUAUUAGAGUGAAAAUACUUUCAAAGGGGGAAAUGUUGGUGGAGGGUUAAAAAAUAUAAUUUCUGGGUUAAGUUGAGGUAUGUGUGGGGGGAGGAAAGUAGAGAACGUACAACUGGAACGUGACGCAGCUCAGCUCGGAACAAGCGUCAGCUUCUGCAAACAGCUCCAUGCUAUUGUAAUGACCGAAUCAAGUGUGACUGCAACUCAGGGGAUAAUUGAGAAGCAUUGUUUUAACCAAAUCAAGUGUGGAUCAGGGUAGAAGCGUAGGUAUGAUUUAAGAUAGUAACUAAGGAAUAGGAUAAUCAGUAUCUAGGGGUGGGGGUUAGUUAACAUGUGUAUAAUUUAAACUAUAAAAAUCACGAAUCGACUCUGUAUUCUUUGGACAUCAGAUUUGGGUGUAUCAUCACCCCUGUGUCCCGCGCGCUUGAAUAAAGAACCGCAUAUGAUCGCCUUCGUGUGGUUAUAUGUUUUCCUACGCUAACAAGUCCAGCAAUUGGUGUGCAGUCGGAAGGGAAAAUCCUUCCACUGUACCCAUCACGCUGUCUUUACUGACACUUUACCAUGCUAGUUAAUCAAUUAUUAAAUGUAAUUGCUGC
Messenger RNA from Prinia subflava (tawny-flanked prinia), 2750 nucleotides. Its product is annotated as protein NYNRIN-like. The transcript is spliced from 2 exons. Bases 9 to 1937 code for a protein of 642 amino acids. The record is from RefSeq and is a predicted model, not a curated record. Gene Ontology annotation, molecular function: RNA-DNA hybrid ribonuclease activity; nucleic acid binding. Lineage: Eukaryota; Metazoa; Chordata; Aves; Passeriformes; Cisticolidae. Gene Ontology annotation, biological process: DNA integration.